AUCUGCCCGAUACAAAAGCUGGGGAGAAAUCUCAAGUCAUCUAUGACAUCAAGAUCAAGAUCAAGGUAAACAGGUGGCACGUGUAUGGACGUUCGUGGGUGAUCGCACGUGUUGGAGGGCAGCGUGCUGGUGCCGCGGGGAGAAAUCACACAAUGGAGCCUGUAGUGGAUGCAAUAAUUGUUUCAUCUCUUAAUUCUGGAACGGAGUGUCUUCAGGUAUAUGAUAGUGCCACAGGGACCCAACUCAAGAGCUAUAGAGGACUACCAGCUGCUUCUUCAUCCUUAUGUUCAGUAGGCCAUGCAGCUUAUUUGCUGACAGCACAGAGAGACAAACCAUUCCUGCAGACAUGGUUCAUCCACCAGCAUGAUGUGCAGCAGAUACGGCUGGUUGUCCCUGGCAAAGUGACUGCUAUGGCUGUCAACCCAGUAGGACCAAAGUAUUGCAUUAUAGGUAUUGGUGAAAAGAUAUAUAUUUAUAAACUGCUGUCUGGCCGCUUGAUUGGCAUUGCCAGUCGCCACUACCAGCCAGUCACCCAGUUAGUAUUCUCACCUUGUGGCAACUACUUUGCUUCGUCGGGAGAGGAUGGGUUUGUGUACCUCUGGAGCCUGUCCAGCUUCAUCGAGGCACUGCACAAAGUUCAUGCCCCCCAGCCACAACCACACUUUGUCCUUGGCCAGCACUCAGAUAAGGUCACAGGCUUGGCUAUUACAUCUCCAGGAAUGCGAGGCUUCCUGGUGUCUUCUUCACUGGACCACACUGCUCGUGUGUUUGACUUAGUGACUGGUCGCCCUUUGUACUGUCUAGUGACUGCUGAUGCAGUGACCAGCAUAGCUAGUAAUAGUCUUGGGUCUCAACUCUUCCUUGGUCAUGCUGAUGGCACCGUGAAGGUGGUGGACUUACUUCCACCUCCUCCCCAUGGCGAUGUUGAGGUAAGCCGAAAAGGAGUUUUGUGUCAUGAGAAGAGUGUGCGGCACCUCGCUGUGACACCCUCGGGCAAUCAUCUGAUCACUGGCGGAGACGAUGGGGAGGUGAAGGUGUGGGUGGUGACCAGCAGCACACUGGACACCCCUGAUGCCACCACCACCAGACUGCCUCACCUGGCACACAAGAGAACAGUCCACACUGGCCGUGGACCCAUCACCAACCUGGCCAUAAAGCAGAUCAGUAGAGAGGUACUGAAUGCACCUGAACUGACAACAAAGGAAGUCAUUGCUCCAUUCAGCCAAGAUCACUCCAGCCCACUCAGCUGUCCAGUGACAGUGCCAAUAAAGGGAAGAUCUGCUCCACACCCACAACUUGCUGACAUUUUCCAGCCAGUAGAAUCUAGCCCUCAAGUCUUUGCAUCAGGAGGAGACUCUGAAGCCAGCAAUGAUAUGCUACAUAACACUGUGGAGCAGCUAAAGGUGGCAAAUUCACAACUCUAUGACUUUGCACUCAAGCACAUCAUUGGUGAUUUUGAAGUGUAAGGACACCAACCAGGCUGCCUGUAACAAUCAGGUAAGCACAUCAUCCUUGAAGUGUCACCUGUG
Molecule: messenger RNA, 1529 nt
Organism: Eriocheir sinensis (Chinese mitten crab)
Lineage: Eukaryota; Metazoa; Arthropoda; Malacostraca; Decapoda; Varunidae
Product: WD repeat-containing protein 18-like
Exons: 9
Coding region: 153-1466 (437 amino acids)
Biological process (GO): rRNA processing; DNA-templated DNA replication
Cellular component (GO): nuclear pre-replicative complex
Molecular function (GO): protein binding
Source: RefSeq, a predicted model, not a curated record